Thalassophryne amazonica is the source of this 4491-nucleotide messenger RNA. RefSeq names its product rho GTPase-activating protein 26-like. Gene Ontology annotation, molecular function: protein binding; GTPase activator activity. Gene Ontology annotation, biological process: signal transduction. Bases 468 to 2816 code for a protein of 782 amino acids. The record is from RefSeq and is a predicted model, not a curated record. Gene Ontology annotation, cellular component: cytoplasm. NCBI's taxonomy places the organism in Eukaryota, Metazoa, Chordata, Actinopteri, Batrachoidiformes, Batrachoididae. The transcript has 24 exons.
UCAAUAAUCUCGGCGUCCUAUUUGCCAACACAGAUGUCAAUCAGCCGGCUAUCCGCGUCCGGGUAGGUUGAUUACGGUGUGCAGCGCGGAGCGGAGUUGCGGAGACAGCAGUGGUGUAUAAGCCGCCCGGCCAAGACGUUGCUCUCGGCAGCCUGGUUUAGUUCUCGUAGCCUCCCCUUCGUCCUCACCUCCGUCGUCUCGCGCUGUUCGGUUCGGAAUGACUCCGUCGGGAGGACGGAAGCACCGGUUUACCUGAGCAAGUGGACGCGUUCCUACGGACACUUUUUAAACCCGCCAGCACUCUGUGAGCUGGAUGUAAGACGACCGCUGCCCUUCCCGAGAAAAACAAGCGUUUUCUUCACAGAGAGUGAGGUUAUGUAGGCUGGCCCCGCUGGGUUUCCCAUCAUUUGUAGCAGCAGCUCGGGGAUUCCCUCCUCCUCCUCCUGGUCCUGGCCGUCUUGUCAGAGAUGGGACUACCUGCUCUGGAGUUCAGUGACUGCUACCUUGACAGCCCGCAGUUCAGGGAGAGACUCAAAUCUCACGAACUGGAGCUGGACAAGACCAACAAGUUCAUCAAAGAGCUGAUUAAAGACGGCAAGGCGCUGAUCCAGGCUCUGAAAAGUCUGUCCACCGCUAAGAGGAAGUUUGCAGAUUCUCUCAAUGACUUUAAAUUCCAGUGUAUUGGCGACGCUGAGACAGAUGAUGAGAUUUGCAUUGCCAAGUCUCUGCAGGAGUUUGCAGCUGUCCUACAGAACCUGGAGGAUGAGAGGAUGCGGAUGAUUGACAACGCCAAUGAUGUGUUAAUAAUGCCUCUGGAACGGUUCAGGAAAGAACAGAUCAGUGCAGCCAAGGAAGCCAAGAAAAAGUAUGACAAAGAGACAGAGAAGUAUUGUGCAGUGCUUGAAAAGCACCUGAGCCUUUCAGCAAGGAAGAAAGAGUCACAUCUACAUGAGGCGGACAGCCAGCUGAAUAACGUGCGGCAGCAUUUUUAUGAAGUUUCUCUGGAGUACGUCUUCAAGGUGCAGGAGGUCCAAGAACGGAAGAUGUUUGACUUUGUGGAGCCUCUUUUGGCAUUUCUCCAAGGCCUGUUCACCUUCUACCACCACGGUUAUGAGCUAGCCAAAGACUUCAACCACUUCAAGACUGCUCUUACUAUCAGCAUCCAGAAUACGAGGAACCGUUUUGAGAGCACGCGGUCAGAGGUGGAGAGUCUGAUGAAGAAGAUGAAGGAGAAUCCACAUGAGCACAAGAGUGUCAGUCAGCACGCAAUGGAAGGAUACCUCUAUGUACAGGAGAAGCGCCCAUUUGUGUCUUCCUGGGUGAAGUACUACUGCAUAUACCACCGUGAACCCAAGAGGGUUACCAUGGUCUUGUUUGACCCCAAAUCAGGAGGGAAAAUGGGAGAAGAGGAGAGCUUCUUCCUCAAAUCCUGCACCAGGAGGAAGACAGAUUCGAUAGAAAAGAGGUUCUGUUUCGAUGUGGAAGCUGUGGACAGGCCAGGAGUAAUCACCAUACAGGCGCUGUCAGAGGAAGACCGCAGAUUGUGGAUGGAGGCCAUGGAUGGGAGAGAACCGGUCUACAAUAUGAGCAAAGACAACCAAGCUGAAAGCAUGGUCCAGCUGGAUGUGACUGGGUUCAAUGUGAUCAAAAAAUUCAUCUAUGCUGUGGAGACCCGAGGUAUUGAUGAGCAAGGCUUGUACAGAAUCGUUGGCGUCAACUCCAGAGUACAAAAACUACUGAGCCUUGCUAUGGAUCCUAAGACGUGUGCUGAUGUGGAGCUGGAGAACCCAGAGUGGGAGAUUAAGACGAUCACAAGUGCAAUCAAGCACUAUCUCAGGAUGCUGCCUGCACCUCUCAUGACAUACCAGUACCAGAGGAGCUUCAUCAAAGCUGCCAAGCUGGAUAACCCGGAGGCCAGGGUGAAAGAGAUCCACACUCUGGUGCACCGGCUACCUGAGAAGAACAGACAGAUGUUGGAACUGCUAAUGAAACAUCUUGCCCAUGUGGCCAGUCACCACCACCAGAACCUGAUGACGGUAGCCAAUCUUGGUGUGGUUUUUGGUCCAACUUUGCUCCGCCCACAGGAGGAGACAGUGGCAGCCAUCAUGGAUAUCAAGUUCCAGAACAUUGUAGUAGAGAUCCUGAUAGACAACCAUGAAAGGCUGUUCAGGGAUGUGCCAACUUCAGCGGCCAGUUCCACCAAUUCACAGCUCAAUCUGUCCAGGAGGAGAAGCAAUGAAAGCAAAGUUCCAUCAUGCAGCGAAAGGCCUCUCACGCUCUUCCACACACCGACGCAUUCACAGAAAGGUGAGAAGAGGAACAGUGUUAUGAACAUGACAGUCGCUGAACUGCAGCAGUCAGGCUCAUCCACUGCCAACUGUAGCAGCAGCAGCAGCACCAGCAGCAGCCAUAGUCGAACACCGAGACACAGUCUGACAAGCAAUGACGGGGACCAAGACACAAGACCCAUCACCAGGCCCAGCUCGCUGCUGAACCCAAAGAGUCGUGGCAGCAUACCGACCAGCACUACAUCUCCUAGCCCCACCUCUCCUCGUUCUCCCUCAUGGCCGAUGUUCUCAGCCCCGUCCAGUCCGCAGCCGAUCUCUUCUGCCUCGAGCGACUCCUCCUCUGUCAGUAUUGCUGGGAGAAAGGCUCGAGCCCUUUAUGCCUGCAAAGCAGAGCAUGAGUCUGAGUUGUCCUUCAUCGCUGGGACCAUCUUUGAAAAUGUUCACACCUCCAGGGAGCCUGGCUGGUUGGAAGGGACCCUGGGAGGACGAACAGGACUAAUACCAGAAAACUAUGUGGAAUUUGUGUAGAGUCCCAAGUUCUUCAAUAAAGACGUCCAGUCUUUUCCAUACUGUCAAACUGGCGCGGACUACAGUCAUAUACGGACUGCUGGUGCUCAUGGGAAACAGCUUUUCUCAUCCAGACUGGGAAUUACGACUGGACCCAGCGGGACUGUGUCAGAAGAGAGAUGUGGCAUAAAAAAGAGCAGACUGGCCUGGGGCGUGACCCCUGAACUACACUGGAAAAACCCCACACAUUCUGCUUUGGUUCUGUUCUUAUUAGAUUAACGUGGAUUGCUUCUUGCGUCUUGGCAAAGAUGACGUCAUGAAGCAGGAAUGUGUGUGUGGGAAGGUGCAGACCAAAAAUCACUUUGUGUAAAUGAGAUGAUUAGUUCUGAGCUUUGCAGAUUUUUCAAUUUUGUUUUUUAUUAUUAUUAUUAUUAUUAUUGUUUAACUGCCACUGUUUGACCGCCUCGUCUUCAUCGGGUCAAGAUAAAAAUACCUUCCUGUGCAGAUGAAGUUGAUGAUCGGUGCCGUUUGUCAUCAGGGGAGUUUGUAAGCGUGUCUUACCGUGUGCUUGCUGUGACUCGUCCUGACCAGUGUUUCAGAGCCACAGUGCCGCGAGCAGCUUUGAAAUCAGUUCGCCAAAAGGUCAGCGGCGGCUUUCUCCUUAUUUGUAAUCCUUCUCCCCGCAGAGCCAACAAAAAAAUGUAAAACAUCUCAAACAAACUUCACAAGCAGCUCAGCAGUUUUGAGCAUCGAGGAGGAGUAACAAGUGAUUUCUGCUGCCCCUGGCACCACGCGCUCGUGCUGAUGAGCGGGGUGAGAAUAAGUCAGCAUGGAGCCCCGUUUAUCUCUUAUUACAGUCUGUGAUUUAUCCUUAACCUCCCGCUCACGUUUCACAUCACAAAACAUUGAUAUUCUAAAUCAGGGCUGCGUUUCAGCCUCGCUCUUCUUUGUGUUUGUUCCUUGCCUGCCUGUCAAAUCUCAUCAGUCUUGAUAAUUUAAUGAAAUGAGUUUGUUGCAUUUCUGCAGACAGAGCAGAGCUUAAAUACGACCCACAGUCCUCUGUGUCGUGUGGGUCAGCACUCGACGUGUGUCAUUUUCACAUCCAAAGUGAGCAGAUCCAGUUUGCAGCCAAAGCCGUCAUUCCUGCUCGAUGCACAUGAAAUGCAGCUGGAAUCUCUCACCUCCAGAGGGAAAAAAAAGCACAUUGUUUUUUAUAUUUUUUCCAGUAUGUGACAGCUGGUCUGCGUUGACACUCCACUGAAUGUCCUGAUUUACUGAGACAGAUGCUGAAUUUCUCUUAGAACCACUCACUAAAGAUUUGUAUCAGCUUUUCUGGAUCUUUACUCCUUUCAUGGCAGGAUGUUGAGAAACCAUUUCAGCAUUUUGACAGGUGAAUCAAAUGGGAGCAUUCAAAAAAGAAAAGUGAAAUGAGACUACUUCUUUUAAUUUAUGAGAUCUUCUAAAAGACCAUGAGAAAAUGUAUUCUUUUUGCAGUGUAACAUUGACGCUGUAAAUACACAUUUGAUGAGGUAUAAUUUUUUAAGUAUAAAAUGUUAUAUUUUGUAUUUUUAGUAUACUAACUUAAUUCCUGAAUUCUAUCUCUGUUGCCCAGAUUUUUGUAUGAUUUAAAUCUACAGCCUAUUCUUUCUUUGAAUUGAAACAUUUGUGCAGAAUUAAAGACCACUGAAAAGCUGCA